Messenger RNA from Girardinichthys multiradiatus, 4913 nucleotides. It is a transcript of the gene inhbaa, whose product is annotated as inhibin subunit beta Aa. NCBI's taxonomy places the organism in Eukaryota, Metazoa, Chordata, Actinopteri, Cyprinodontiformes, Goodeidae. The record is from RefSeq and is a predicted model, not a curated record. Gene Ontology annotation, cellular component: extracellular region. The transcript has 2 exons. Gene Ontology annotation, molecular function: growth factor activity; cytokine activity. The coding region runs from base 527 to 1876 and encodes 449 amino acids. Gene Ontology annotation, biological process: SMAD protein signal transduction; BMP signaling pathway.
CAUCUGGGAUAACUUAGUCCUCUCUAACACACACACUCUGCAGAGACUUCACCUCGGGAACAGCUACCAAUCCUGCAGCUUUCCUUCAUCCAUUCAUCUCUCAGAGUUUUUCCUCCUCUUGUUUUCUCAUUUUUUUUCUUCUCUUUCUUUCCGUCUUUCUUUCUUUCUUUCUUUCAUGUGACGCCUCCACAUUUUGCAGCCAUCUGUCCCUGACAAAAAGAUAAGGAUUACUCAUUUUUCCCUGGCCGUUGUGUGUUUUUCUCUCUCUCGUUUCUUUACAGUUUUCCCUUCGAUUGGCAGGUGGACUGUGAGCUGAGCUGAACUUUGCAGCUCCCAAACUUCUGAGAGAGAGGAAAGACAAAGACAGCAGGACUGAGAGGAGGCAGAGCAAGGAAGCAACUCUUUUCUUUCCCCAACUGGACUGAAUUUUAUUGACUUUUGUCCUAAAUUGGACUUUUUGGACUCUAUCUGUGCCUCUGUACACUACGGCAUCUUUAAAUAAGCCACUUAGGUGUUUGUUGGCAGCAUGUCUGUGUUACCUUCACUCAGUUGGGCCCUCCUGGUCCUGGUUCAAAUCCAGAGCGGUGGCUCAUCCUCAGACCUGCCGUCCAGGCUUCAGCCUCUUUCCCUGACGGUCCAGUCGUUGCCGGAUGCCUCCAGCGCCCACUGCCCGUCCUGCGCUCUGGCCCGGAUGAGGAGAAACGAAGGGGUGACAGCGGCGGACGAUGACUUGCUGUCACACGAGGAGGAGAAGGCGGCUCAGCAGGACGUGGUGGAGGCAGUCAAGAGGCACAUCCUCAACAUGCUCCAUCUGCAGGCCCGGCCCAACAUCACCCGGCCGGUGCCGCGAGCCGCACUCCUCAACGCCCUGCGCAAGUUGCACGUGGGACGAGUGGCCGAGGACGGAAGUGUGCAGAUUGAGGGGGAGGAAGAGGUGCGAGGGAGGGGAGGCCAGGGAGGAGGAAGGGGCGGAGGAGCGGCGGCAGCAGGAGCUCGGGAGGCAGACAGCGGCGACAUGCCGGAGACGACGGAGAUCAUCACCUUCGCCGAGGCUGGUGACUCCCAGGGCGUGGUGAACUUCGUCCUCUCUAAAGAAGGAGGAGAUAUGUCCCUGGUGGAACAGGCUAAUGUCUGGCUCUUUCUCCGGUUGGCGAAAACCAACCGCAGUCGAGCUAAAGUCACCAUCCGCCUCUUCCAGCAGCGCCUUCUCCCAAACGGCCGCUCCACUCCAUUGCAGGACGACGUCCUCCUGGCAGAGAAGACCGUGGACACCCGCCGAAGCGGCUGGCACACGUUCCCUGUAUCUUCAGCGGUGCAGGCGCUGCUGGAGAGCAAGAGGAGCACCACGCUGAGCCUCCGGGUGUCCUGCCCGCUCUGCAGCGACGCGGGUGCUACGUUUGUCCUAGUCUCAGGCGGCUCUGAGACAUCACAGCGCAGCAACCAGAGGGAGCAGUCCCACCGACCCUUCCUCAUGGCCGUGGUGCAGCAGGGUGAUGGUGGCGACUCUCGUCGACGUAGGAAGCGUGGGCUAGAGUGUGAUGGAAAGGUCAGAGUAUGCUGCAAGAGACAGUUCUACGUCAACUUCAAGGACAUUGGCUGGAGCGACUGGAUCAUAGCGCCGCCAGGCUACCACGCCAACUACUGCGAGGGCGAUUGCCCCUCCCACGUGGCGAGCAUUGCCGGGUCCACACUGUCCUUCCACUCCACCGUCAUCAGCCAUUACCGCAUGAGGGGUGUCAGCCCCUUCCAGAACCUGAGGUCGUGCUGUGUGCCCACCCGGCUACGCGCUAUGUCCAUGCUCUACUACAAUGAGGAACAGAAGAUCAUCAAAAAGGACAUCCAGAACAUGAUCGUGGAGGAGUGCGGCUGCUCGUAAGGAUACAAACCCAAAUGGGAUGGAACAAACCGGACUGGAGAGGACUGAGGAGGAGGAGGAUCUCUGACCCCUGGGGAGGGAGGAGCGAAAGGCGGUCCUUCACCCUCCUCCAGGUUGCUCUCUGGGAUAGAAACUUGUCUCUAGACUCGCUGAGUGAAACUCAACCAGAGUCUUGAUGGCACUUUCUGAAAAACCAGAAAAAAGACAAAAAAAGAAUAUCUAAUAUAUUUUUGUUACAAACGGAGGGAGUGAGGCUUAUUUAUGUGGCGUUCAGGCACCGCUACACCAGUUGGACUUCAGAGAGACGAGGUGCCUGAAAAACAAAAAGAUCUCAAACUAUGCAACUAGUUCCUGUAUUACAUCUGCUUGUACUUUACUCUGUUUCGAUCUGUGUACUUCCUAAACGACGGAGGAAGAGCAGGGAGACACUUUUUAUUAUUGUAAAGUGUGUGUGUGUGUGUGUGUGUGUGUGUGUGUGUCUGUUGAGAGAUACUUGAACAAAACAAGUUGGCCCGGCUGCUGGAACCAAACACUUCUUUAUGUUACCAUGGUAACCAUGUUGAUGUUAUUAUUAAUAUUAUUAUUGCUAGUAAGUAUAUUAAUAUUAUUAAUGUUAUUCUUGUUCAUAGUAAUAUUAUGUUUUAUUUCUGUUUUCUAUUUUAAAAAGCGUUACAAAUGUUUUUUGGUUAUUUUUUGCACUAUAGCGACACUCGUGUUCAGGUCCGAGUCCAACAGCUCACAGGUUCAAAUCCCACAGAGAACCAGCUAUUUCUGAGAAUUCAUCACAAGUCCCUCUAAGUUCAGAAAUGUCCCUUUUAGAGCCUAAAACCUGCAGCCUUCAGGAGAUGGUUGCUAUGGCUGACUCGGGCAGGUCACAUGACACAGUUAACUGUUUCCUAUUGGUCCACUAUUAACCGCUGGGAAUCCCAUUCCAGUGGGAUGUUUACCAGUAUUACGCUGAACCGGUAAAUUUCAUUUCCAGAAGCAGAACCAUUCAGGCUAUAAAAAAGAGUAGAAAUUGGACCUUAACUGGUUUAAUUGUGAGUUCUCAGUGAAGAAUGUCUGAUUGGUUCUUCGUUAACAUGCAGUAGAAAAGGAAGUCCUGCAGUUAUUAAUGUUUUGCUCUGAAAUUAAAAAAUACGUUUUCAUGUUUUGCAUGAAUGAUUGAAAUUGAUACUGACUGUGUCUUUUAUUCCUUCAGCAUAUCUGUUCAGUUUGUUUAUGAAGCAGCGAUUUAAAACAGAAGUGAAGAUUCUUUACAAGUCAGACAGGUCCAGUUCAUGCCCGGUUCUGUAGAAAUGAAAUAGGUUCAAUUCAUCCAACUAAAACUAAAUCAUUGUCAUCAUCACAUUCAGAUCCAAAUGCAUGAAGUUUAAUCCUAAUUAUAAUACAGUUCAGGUUUAAUUAUUAAAGCAUGACUUGUCUAAGGAAGUUAUGAGUCAUGAAGGAGGAGAUCCAACACAAGCUUAACGAUGCUCGUGUUUUAUUCUAUGGUUCGUACAGAUUGCCUAUUUCUCUUUUCCAACUUUCUGAUGAAUCUUUCCAACUGAACAGUUCUUCAGAGUAAAACAGGAAAACUUCCCGGUCUCUGGCUUUGCUGCUGCAUUCAAUCCCACUUAUGAAUCCAGUUUAUUUAAAGCCAAAACAGAAAAUCAAAGACGAUUAGCUAGUUUUGGACUGAACUGGUCAUCAAUAAAGCCCUGAAGACCCGCAUGGCUUUUUAAUAAAGCCAAUUCCGACCUUUAAAUCUUGACUUUGUGUUUAAACCUGUUUACAUGACAUUUACUGGUGAAAACGAAAAUGUUUAUUUGUGUUUCUACUGUUCGUUUACAUCGGCGAACAUUUUCUGUGAAAACGGCCCGAUGUGAGAAAGUGGCUUCCAGGUUGUGAUGGUUUGAAAACGUUCCGGUAUCCGUUGUCGUGUAGACGGGAAAAUGGGGAAGCCGUGGAUCAUGUGCAGUAUAGCUGAAAUCAGUACAAAUGAAUACGCAUCAUAACAGCUGCCGACCAGUUUAAAAACCACAGAAGAAGAGAUCAGCAAUAACUAUGGCAGGUUGCAGAGUACUUACUGCUGCUGACUCUUUUGAAUCUAAUGACAGUUCUCCAACAAAGUGUUCAUUUUCUCCCGUUUAGUAAGCAAGUGUUUGUGUAUGUUGUGGGGUCACACACCGCCAACUAGUGGCGUGGCGGGGAAAUUACACUAUAUUCACGCAGCCAAUGUUGCCGUAUGAAUGGAGAUUGUAAUUGAAAUGUUUUCAUGUAGACGUGUUAACAGGAAUGGAAAAAAAUCCCUAAUCGUUGUGGUGUAAACAGGCCUCAGUCUUUGGAUCUUCUUCUACUGAGAAUUUAUUAAAGGUUCAGUCUUAAAUCAGUAGCUUGUUCAGUCAUUGUUAGAAAACUGUCAUUGAUUGAUGUUUCAUUCAUGCUUUUCAGGUUUUGGUCAAUUUUAAAACGUUUUUGGGUGUUUGGACUGAUGAUGUUUGUCUCUUCUGUCCCUGCAUAUGAAAAACUCCAUUUCCCACAAUGCUUUCCACUUUCAUUCAAUCUUGAGCUGCUUGGUUCCACAUUUAGGAAACAAAGUGUUUCUGAAUGUUUCAGAUCAGUAUUGUUCUCCUGAAGGUUUACUGAAGUCACCUGGUUUAAUGUAUUAAUAUCAGUUUUUAUUGCCAUCAGUGUUUGAACCGAGAGCAAAGCCUCCUCUUCUGUGUAUACGGACACAACUAAAAUGUCAGUGGUGAAAAAAAGCCUAAAAAGUAAAAAGUUAAUAUUAAUGGCUGUAUGUGUUUAGAUUCUGUUUUUUUUUUUAUAUAUAUAAAAAAAUAAGAAUAAUAUAAAUACUGACACUGAACAAAGUGGACAAAGAAUAAAAAGUAUAUUUUUUAUUCUGUAUAUAUAGAAAUCCAGACUCCAGUAUGUUGCUUUGCUUUGUUGUACAAAUGAAACAUUCUUGUGUCAUUUUUUUAUUCUUAUUUAUUUUACAGUAUUCUUUGGUUUCUGUUUUAGGCUUCACUAUUAAAGUCUGAAGGAUGUACACAAA